GGGCGGGACUUCCGACUGCGCAGGUUGGACAUAAAGUGACAGACUUCACCUCCUUAAAAUUGGAAGAAAAACCGAAGGACGACGCGUAACAAGUUUUAAAACAAUUGUAAUGAUUUUUAGAUAUGGACGACAUAAACCUUCAUUAUCGCUUUCUGAACUGGAGAAGGCGAAUUCGAGAAAUUCGUGAAGUACGCGCAGUGCGAUACCGGGAGCGGCUCAAAAGGAUGCUAAGAGAAGGAGACAUACUCAGGUAUCAUGGGAAUUCAGAUGAAGUGGGCUGUUUUGUUGCAGCCAGGCCAUUGUUGAGAAGAAAUCGCUACUUUGAAGUGACCAUCAUCGAUACAGGAGUGAGGGGAAUGAUUGCUGUUGGUUUGGUACCUCAGCUCUACAAGCUGGACCAUCAGCCCGGCUGGCUCCCGCACUCUGUGGCUUUUCAUGCCGAUGAUGGCAAGCUGUAUAAUGGCAACACUGUAGGUCAGCAGCUUGGUCCAAAAUGCUGCAGAGGUGACAGAAUCGGCUGUGGAGUUUCUCUGGACUCUGAUGAUGGACAGCUAACUGUGUUUUUUACCAAGAAUGGCAAAGAAGUUGGCAGUGUGGACAUCCUAGCAUCUCCUGAUGCUCUCUUCCCCGCAGUGGGAAUGCACUCUUUGGGAGAAGAAGUGCUGCUGGACCUGAACGCUGAAUGGGGUAUGGAGGAGGAUGAUGGACAGAUGAUUGUGGAUAGUCAUGAGGAGGACUGGGGCCGUCUCCAUGACAUCAAGGUGACCGGCACGCUGCUGGAGUACGUGGGUAAAGGGAAGAGCAUCGUGGACGUGGGCUUGGCUCAGGCCCGCCGGCCUCUUAACACACGCUUCCACUACUAUGAACUGGAGAUCACAGAUGCUGGAGAGAAGUGUUACAUUGCCCUGGGGCUGGCACGCAGGGACUACCCCAAAAACAGACAUCCAGGUUGGAGCAGAGGGUCUAUAGCCUAUCAUGCAGAUGAUGGAAAGUUGUUCCAGGGCAGCGGGGUCGGGGACGCAUUUGGACCGCGCUGCUUUGAAGGGGACGUCAUGGGCUGCGGGAUUAUGUUUCCGCGUGACUACAGCCUUGAUGGUGGAGAUGACGUAGACGACUGGGACCUCGAUGUGAUUCCCAAACCCAGUGAGGUUCAGAAUGACUUGUAUGCAAACAAUGAAGAUGAGGAGGAUGAGGGAGAAGAUUUGGAAGGGAGAAAGGUCACGGUGUUCUUCACCAGAAAUGGAAAGGUUGUGGGCCGGAGGGAAGUGGCCUUACCUGUAGGAGGCUUGUACCCCACAAUUGGCAUGAUGAGCACUGGGGAGAAGGUCAGAGUGGACCUGCACCCCCUUAGUGGCUGAGCAGAGUGAAAACAUCAGAGAACGGAGGAAUGAUUGAGCUCUGCUACAUCUUUGGAGAUCAGAUAAUAAAUAAUACCUCCACAUCAA
Molecule: messenger RNA, 1445 nt
Organism: Cyclopterus lumpus (lumpfish)
Lineage: Eukaryota; Metazoa; Chordata; Actinopteri; Perciformes; Cyclopteridae
Product: SPRY domain-containing protein 3-like
Exons: 11
Coding region: 123-1358 (411 amino acids)
Molecular function (GO): protein binding
Source: RefSeq, a predicted model, not a curated record